Messenger RNA from Oncorhynchus gorbuscha (pink salmon), 821 nucleotides. Its product is annotated as serine/threonine/tyrosine-interacting-like protein 1. NCBI's taxonomy places the organism in Eukaryota, Metazoa, Chordata, Actinopteri, Salmoniformes, Salmonidae. Gene Ontology annotation, biological process: positive regulation of intrinsic apoptotic signaling pathway; negative regulation of cytoplasmic stress granule assembly. The record is from RefSeq and is a predicted model, not a curated record. Gene Ontology annotation, molecular function: protein phosphatase binding; protein phosphatase inhibitor activity; pseudophosphatase activity. The coding region runs from base 132 to 821 and encodes 229 amino acids. Gene Ontology annotation, cellular component: mitochondrion. The transcript is spliced from 8 exons.
CCUUCAUAUUACGUGUGUUUUGCUCAGAUAUGUUACAGAAAUGUUGAAGCUAAGCGCCUUUGGAUCGUUACCUUGAGUGGAAAACUUCAUUUUGUCAUUUUCAUUUUAACCAGGUUGUCAGGUUUCCUACAAUGGCUGGAACAACCUUUUGUGAGGCGUCUGAGCUUUACAACAUUCUCAACCAGUACACCCGGCUGUCCAGAUUGGCAGAGUUCAACUUCCUCUGUUUGAUUGAUGCCCGUGCUAAAGGACAGUACAAUGCCAGCCAUAUCAUUACUGCUAGAAAUGCAAAAUGGGACUCUAAAGGCAAACUCAUUAUGCCUGUAGGCGUGGAGGUGGAGAGUAUGAGGUAUAUUGUGGUUUAUGACAGCAGCACCAGUUCUUUACAAGGUUCAGCUGAGGCUAUUGAGUGCGCUGAGGCCCUGACAAAAUCAAGCCACUAUCCUGUCCAGAUUCUGAAAGGAGGCUAUCAGAGGUUCUCAGCCUUUUAUCCUUUCUUCAGGACACAGAAAAUCCUUUACACCAUAAAGGAAUUGGAGAGCUUGAGGCCUUAUCCAGUGGAGCUCUUGCCAGGUCAACUCUACAUGGGCAAUUACAAGCAGGCCAUCAAUCCCCAUGUCCUAAAAGAUCUGAAACUGAGCGCCCUUGUCAAUGUCUCCGAAGACAGUUGUCACAUGUUUGAAAAAGGAAACCACACCAUCCUUCACAUCAAUGUGUCAGAUUCAGUGGAGGCUGAUCUGUACUCCAGUUUUGAGAGGAUUUGUGUUUUUAUUGGUGAGCUGAAUGUGUUUUUUCCCACUUUUUUUAGAUUCAUGGAAUAA